CGUCAAAUGACCGUUUGCAUUCCGUCUCUCGUGCAUUAUAAAAAUGUGAGGAGCUCAUUCCUGCCUUCACAGGCUUUGCUCUCGUUGUAUUUGGAUCUGCACUCAAAUCAGUGAUCGUGUUAUCUCUCUCCAUCUGAAAGAAGAGAUGGGGUUGUCUUUCGGUAAGCUAUUUAGCCGGCUCUUUGCCAAGAAAGAGAUGCGUAUUCUGAUGGUAGGUCUCGAUGCUGCUGGUAAGACUACCAUCUUAUACAAGCUCAAGCUCGGAGAGAUCGUGACCACCAUUCCUACAAUUGGGUUUAACGUAGAGACUGUGGAAUACAAAAACAUUAGUUUCACGGUUUGGGAUGUUGGUGGCCAGGACAAGAUUCGUCCUUUAUGGAGACACUAUUUCCAAAACACACAAGGGCUCAUCUUUGUUGUUGAUAGCAAUGAUCGUGAUCGUGUUGUUGAGGCCAGAGAUGAACUUCACCGGAUGUUGAAUGAGGACGAGUUGAGAGAUGCAGUACUUCUUGUAUUUGCCAACAAGCAAGAUCUGCCAAAUGCUAUGAAUGCUGCCGAAAUCACGGACAAGCUUGGUCUUCAUUCUCUCCGUCAGCGCCACUGGUACAUCCAAAGCACGUGUGCCACUUCUGGAGAAGGACUCUAUGAGGGACUGGACUGGCUCUCCAACAAUAUAGCCAACAAGGCUUAAAAGGCAAUCAUGUUCGAUGGGAUGCUGCAAUCUUUACUUUAGAGUGGGCUUUUGGCUUGUAUCAUCACAUUGAUUGACACUGAUUCUGUUCCUGCGUGAUUUUUCCCCAGUUUAGUUAAUUGUUAUAUUGUUAUGUCAUAUGCUAGCAAAUCUGUGUUUUGAUUAAUUUGUUUCUGUAGAUUCUGAAUAAAUGAAUGAAUUACAUAUACGCUUCAUUAGCUUAGUUGUCUUAGAAUUAGACACCAGUGAAGUGAGUAUAUAUUGUCAAAUCAUUUUUUUCAAUUGAAAAAAGUAAUGGUUUUUCUGUGGA
Neltuma alba is the source of this 1001-nucleotide messenger RNA. RefSeq names its product ADP-ribosylation factor 1. NCBI's taxonomy places the organism in Eukaryota, Viridiplantae, Streptophyta, Magnoliopsida, Fabales, Fabaceae. The record is from RefSeq and is a predicted model, not a curated record. The transcript is spliced from 7 exons. Gene Ontology annotation, molecular function: GTPase activity; GTP binding. The coding region runs from base 146 to 691 and encodes 181 amino acids.